AUGCCGACCGCGGGGCUCAAGACCAUCAUCGCGCUGUCGUUCGUCCUCGCGAUCGGCUUCCUCCUCGUCAUCCUCUCCUGCGCACUAUACAAGGUCUACUAUCCUCUGCUCGUCGUCGCCACCUACGUAUUGGCGCCCGUGCCCAACUGGAUCGCCUCCCGCUGCGCGAACCCGGAUGACUUCGUUGAGAGUACCGGGAAUGGCGUACUCGAUCUCGGUCGUUUCUGCACUGGGUUUAUGGUUGUUAUGGGGAUCGGUAAGGCUUCCCCUUCUGCUCGGUCUAUUCAUUUGUCGUCUCCUAAACUGCGCACUAUGGGGCACGAGCGCAUUACGCCCCUACCUGCUGUUCUAGCGCACUCGGCUUUAAUCGGCAUCCCGGCGAUGAUCAUGUGUAUUAUCGGAGGACUUCUGAUCUACGGGACUAUCAUCUCGUUCGGCAUGUUCUUCCAGGAGGAGCAAGAGUUUUGA
Messenger RNA from Annulohypoxylon maeteangense, 468 nucleotides. RefSeq names its product vacuolar protein sorting 55. Lineage: Eukaryota; Fungi; Ascomycota; Sordariomycetes; Xylariales; Hypoxylaceae. Gene Ontology annotation, biological process: late endosome to vacuole transport via multivesicular body sorting pathway. The coding region runs from base 1 to 468 and encodes 155 amino acids. The transcript has 2 exons. Gene Ontology annotation, cellular component: Vps55/Vps68 complex; endosome. The record is from RefSeq and is a predicted model, not a curated record.